Molecule: messenger RNA, 1514 nt
Organism: Coccomyxa subellipsoidea C-169
Lineage: Eukaryota; Viridiplantae; Chlorophyta; Trebouxiophyceae; Coccomyxaceae
Product: S-adenosyl-L-methionine-dependent methyltransferase
Exons: 6
Coding region: 168-962 (264 amino acids)
Biological process (GO): methylation
Molecular function (GO): methyltransferase activity
Source: RefSeq, a predicted model, not a curated record
CGAAAAGAGUGACAUUGACAAUUUUGUAUCAUUUACUGCAAUAUCGGUCUCCGCGGGUCGCUUAGCGGAAGGAAUGCGUGAGCAUCCGCUGUUCAGGGACCCUCUCAUCGCUGAAAUGCUGGGAAGCUCGGAAGGAGGAGGAAAAUCCAGGCACACAUGUCGUCAACAUGGUGGUGCAGCGCACAAACUACCUGGAUGACAAGCUGAUGGGGGCUCUGGCUGCAAUGCCAGUCAAUGUUGCUACUCCAGUGAAGCGACAGGUUGUGCUGCUUGGUUCUGGGCUCGACACAAAGGCGUGGCGGCUGGAUUUCCCGAGCGGCACAGCCAUAUUCGAGGUGGACCAGAGGGACAUGUCAGGCUUCAAGCAUCGGCGGCUGGAAGCCAUCAAGGCUCAGACGGAUGCAGCGUCAGAUCCUGCCAAAUUUAAACACCCCCUGAAAGCUGCCAGCUGGACGUCGGUGGGCACCGACCUGAUGCACCCCGAGUGGGUGGCUGACCUGGAGGACCAGGGAUUUCAAAAGGGGCUGCCAACAGCGUAUGUUGCAGAAGGACUGCUGUACUAUCUGAGCCCAAAUGCAGUUAAGAGUCUGCUGGCCACCUUGGCCGAGAUCUCAGGGCCAGGCAGCGCGCUGCUGUUCAGCUGCAUCAACGAGGGGUUUUACAGCGGUGCCAAAUCAGACCUGUCCAAGGCUGGCACAGAUGGCAUGUGGGCAACCACCCUGAAGUUCACCGAAGCGUUCCAGUUCGGCAUUACAGACGACGUGGCCGGUUUUCUGAGGCCCCUGGGCUGGGACGCCUCUGCAGACGGGGCUGUAAAGGAUGUCAGAAAUGUGUACCAGGCCUACGGUGUCCAGGAGUUUCUGCCACCCAAGGGCUUGGGCUUCGACAAGAACAGGGAAGAGAAUGAGAAAAUGUUUGGGCCAAAGGUCUACUAUCUGGUCAACGCGCGCCUCUCGCCUUGAGAUUGGCCUCUGGGCUAUUGAAAUUGCUUCUUUUAGCACGAAAGACCGAGUCUGUGAUAUUCUUCACCAGAGCAGAUGUCCUUUGCAAAGGAGUUAUUUGCCAGUGAGAGAAAAGUAUGAUCAUUGUGUAUGUUCUGAGCUCUUCACGUGAGGCGCUGUCAUGACAUAAUAUCUAUAGUUGGCAGCUGAUAUGAUCAUAGUGAGUGAGUGUGAUUCCUAAUGCAAUUGCGAGGAGCCCCCCGGCCCGGGUGCGUUGUGUGAAGAAGAAUGGGAUUAUCUAUGUGACUAGAGCGCUACUGCGCAAUUUGCUGCUUUUCUGUGGCAGAGUUGACUGCAUGGUGGUUUGCGCCAUCGUGGAAUGUGGUGUAUAUUAAUGCUCGCAUGCUAGCAGUGUUGGGAAGAUUUUUGGAUGCAGCGCAAGCGCUGAUAGGGCAUGCGCAUUUGCGAAUUUUUUGCUGUAGAUUAUUUGGGUACUGGCAUUUUGUAUUUGAGUUCUUUUUAAAGUUAUGACCUUGCUGGCGGUGCAUGCGCAUCCAAGUGGGGUGAGACAUC